Messenger RNA from Atta colombica, 2801 nucleotides. It is a transcript of the gene Pten, whose product is annotated as phosphatidylinositol 3,4,5-trisphosphate 3-phosphatase and dual-specificity protein phosphatase PTEN. Gene Ontology annotation, molecular function: protein tyrosine phosphatase activity; phosphatidylinositol-3,4,5-trisphosphate 3-phosphatase activity. Bases 761 to 2398 code for a protein of 545 amino acids. The record is from RefSeq and is a predicted model, not a curated record. Lineage: Eukaryota; Metazoa; Arthropoda; Insecta; Hymenoptera; Formicidae. Gene Ontology annotation, cellular component: plasma membrane; cell projection; cytosol. Gene Ontology annotation, biological process: cell motility; protein dephosphorylation; negative regulation of cell population proliferation. The transcript is spliced from 10 exons.
AGAGGCGAGAAAACGGAGAAAAGACACACAUACACAUACGCACGCACACGCUGUCAUGGCGUUAACGUUAACAACGCGUGUCGAGCAUACUACGUGCCGUCGGCGACGCUGCCGCGAAGCGAGGUGCCGGUAAUACACCGCCGUUCCGCCGCGGAACAGCCCCUGGGUAACGUAACGCGAGAACGACGGCGAUCAGAUCAGUCGUCGUCCGUCCAUCCGUACGGGGGAGAGAAAGAGUGAGUGAGUGAGUAAAGGAAGGGGAAAAGGAGAGAGGAAGAGAGAAAGAGAGAGAAACAGAGAGAGUGAGCAGCGCGAGCGUUGUGUCAGCCGCUCGGCUUCAAUCAGCUUCGAUUCAGCGCCGAGUCUGUCGUCGUGCUCUCUCGGUCUCUUUUAUCUACAGAAAAGGAAUGUCUAUCUGAGUGGACUACAGAUAAGGAAGUCCGCGGUGGACAAUGCAACAAUCCAGAGGCCAGUGUCUUUAGUGAUAGCUGUACAGUUACGGAACCUGCAAAAGAGUGUAUGGUGUGCAUUCCUUAUUUGCGUCAUCUGCCACCGCGAUUGUGUGGACAGCUUCUCCCUAAAGGCUAUAUCAUCGCUUUCUGUGGAGUUUCACUGUUGUGUGUUCUGUGAAAUCCCAUCAGACUGGUGAUGGUGAUAUGUCAUUAUAAAAUGAUCCACGUCCGAUCAAGAACCAACACUGAGCUUCGUGGUGGAGAAAUAGGACAUGCUCGAUGAAAAACAUGCCUAAGUAGAGGAACACAUGUUCUGGGAAUUGAUGGGUAUAUGCUUUUCCUGCAGGAGACCCACCAGCGGCAGGUUGAACAGUAAAAUCUCUGAGCAUAUCUCGGCCUCUGUAACUCCUCUCCAUGUUUGUCUGGAGGAACAAAGAAGACCAGAACUGGGCUCAUGUGACGCCUCACAAGCUCACAAGCCUCAGGUUAAAAGAACCUUUGAGAAUCAAAAGGCAGAAGAAGAGAUUCCCGAGGAGGUGGCGGAAAGUGAUUCGAUCGAAGUCGAAGCAGGAGAGUUAAGACAAAGCCAGCCGAGUAUGGCCAAUACUAUCAGCAACAUGAAGAUGACUAAUCCCAUAAAGGGGCUGGUUAGCAAACGCCGCAAACGUUUCACAGAAGAUGGUUUUAAUCUUGAUCUCACAUAUAUAAAAGCGAAUUUAAUAGCGAUGGGUUUUCCUGCUGAGAAACUGGAAGGAGUGUAUAGAAAUCAUAUUGAUGACGUUGUUAAACUACUGGAAUCGAAGCAUAAAGAUCAUUAUAAAAUUUAUAAUCUGUGUUCUGAGAGAUCGUAUGAUUGUAAAAAGUUCAAGCAGAGAGUAGCUACUUAUGCAUUUGAUGAUCACAAUCCACCAAAGCUGGAGCAGAUUAAGCCUUUCUGCGAGGACGUGCAGUCGUGGUUAUCCCAAGAUAAGGACAAUGUGGCCGCAGUUCAUUGCAAGGCGGGCAAAGGUCGGACGGGUGUAAUGGUGUGCUGCUAUUUACUUCACAGCAAACAGUUUCCCACUGCCACGGAAGCCCUUAAUUAUUAUGGAACUAAACGGACUCAUGAUAGGAAAGGCGUAACGAUACCAUCGCAGAGAAGGUAUGUGGAUUAUUAUGCUACUCUCCUCCAAGAAGGUAUCAGUUAUGAACCAGUGACAUUAUUACUGCGUAAAAUACAACUGGAUCCGGCUCCUAUUUUCAAUGGAGGUCAAGGCUGUCUGCAUUUUGUAAUCUCGGAAUCAAAUAAAAGGAUAUUUUCUGAUGAUUAUGAGGUUCGGAAAGGUACAUCUUCUAUAUGCAUCUCACUGCAACACACUGUCGCUCUAACGGGAGAUAUACGGGUGGAGUUCUAUAAUUAUAAGCCAAAAAUGAAACGAAAGGAAAAGAUGUUUCAUUUUUGGUUUAACACAUUUUUCGUCCGUGAGAAAACGAAUUCCGAGUGCGACAAUGGCGAUUUACAUGAAAGAUCGGCGAGAGCAUUUAGCUGCGACGGCACAGCCAUGGAAUUGCCGAUGGUUAUGUCGCAUCUGAAACCUAGAACUGGAUCAUUGGCGAGUCUCGGUCCUAUGCCGCCCACUCUCGUUUUACGGAUAGAUAAGUCAGGAUUGGAUAAAGUACACAAGGAUAAAAAUCACAAACUAUACAGUCCGGAUUUUAAAGUGAGUCUAUUUAUGCAUAGCGUGGGUGGGAACAUAUCGCCAGCUGUGCCAGCGACGACGAACAGAGGUAGCGAUGGUGUGCAGCUGGGGAUGGGUGGUCAGGAGACACCGAGCGAGUCGAGCGAGGCAGACAGCAGCGAGUGUGACACUACCGGUGACGAGGACGGUUGGGAAUCCGUGGACUUGGACCAGCGUGUCGGCCGAUACCGUCUUCUAUCGGAUGGAGGGAUGAUAGAUCUUUUGUGAGCCCAUCGCCAAUCACCCCUAAUCAUCCUUCGACUUCAUUAAUAUUUAAUAAAUUUUCAGAUACACAUAUAUGUACACAGACACAUACAUUCACACAUGGACACGGACGUUAUGCUGUGCAUCAUAAAAUACCUUAUCGCGAAGAAACUACGCGUCCACAUUUACGUUUAAGUUUUUGUACUUGAGUUAGUAUUCGUUUUAGGGUCACGGAGAACAAACCAAUGUGAUUUUUUUCUAUAUGAAGAAGGAAAAAAUAUAUUGAGACUAAUAGCUUUCUUGUCGUUAUAAUUUGACGUUGACGAUGAUUUUACACGAUUUACACGAAACAGAGAAGCGUAGAGAUUAGGUUUUGCGAAUGAAUUACUGUUAUGAAUGUGGAAUAUGAGAGAGAAAGAGAAAGGAG